UGAGUCGUGGAGACUGGUGGUUAGGGCGUAAACAGCAGAAUUUUUGGACAUGAGCUCGUUGGCCGUGGGAGGCCACUGUUGCGAUAGCGAUGUCAGGAUCAUCUUGGCGAAGCAGGGCGACAGUGCAUUCACUCACUGCCUCUGAGAAAUUGUCACGGUGCGUUCCAGAUGCUAAAUGCCAAACCACUGCCUCGAGACUUCACUUCGCCAUGCCAUUCAUUCGCAGCUGCGACUUUUUAGUUUCACUUUUUCAAGUUCAUUUUCAAUUGAACCAACCAUCUUUCCCUCCCAAUUCAUCAAAUCUCUCUCCAUCCAAUUCUCUUCGCGUCGUCAACAUGGCGAACAAGCGCAAGCACGACGGCGAUGAUGACGAGCGUCCAAGACCUGCCCCUGGUAUUGAUACCGAUAUUUGCAACGUCUUCGUCAACGACCAGGGCCGUGAGGAUGCUCUCACACGCCUUGCGUGGCCCAAUGGACUCGCUAUCAGAGCCAAACGAGUCAUCCUAGUCAAGUGUGAUCCACAAAUCAUCAACAGACUUGUGGACGACUGCAUGAUGCAAUCCGCGGAUACCCUCACCGUCCCAACCUCAUCUGCGCUCGUUGUUCCGCGCCUUGGACAAGAGAUGAAUACUACAGGAGAGGAAAAGGUGGAUGGUGUAAAGGAUGAAGGUGAGGUCGUUCUUGCUGACAACCUCCUUCAUGACGACGUCCUUCAAGACCCGGCUCAAGACAAUGUUCUUCCAGAGAAGAUUCUCCCAGACACCGCUCUUCCGGGUACCGCUCUCCCAGACAACGCUCAUGCAAACAAGGCUCUUCUAGCCACUGAUCUCCAAGACAACGCUCUGCCCGACGGUGUCCUUCCCAGCAACGUCCUUCAUGACAACACUCUGCCAGACAGCGUCUUUUCAGGCAACAUCCUUCACGACAAUCCGCUCCCAAACGACACCGAUGGAGACGACCCUUUCUCCAGCGUUGGAUACAAUGGAGAUGGCAUUGUCACACCCCCUUUGAAUCGCGAACUCAAUGUGAUUGCCAAUACCAACCAUGCUCACGCAAAUGACGAUGACGAUCUCGUCGUUACCAGCGAGCGUCCUGCAAAGCCCAUUGAGAUCAGCAACGAGAAAGUCACCAUCGGUGGCGACAACAGACUCCAAGCGGCCAAUAACCCUCGACCAGCAACUCGAUCUGCUGCCAAAAGCAUGCUGGAUGCUCUCAUUGCGAGUACGAACCCCAACAAGAUCAAAGUCGAAGAGUCAGGUGACGAGGAAGAAGAAGCCGUGGAUGACAACGAACUUGACGAGACGACUGAGCAGCAAGCCAAAGGGCCUUUGCCGGGUCUCGGACGGAACAGACUGCAAAAUGGGUACAAAGGUAGCUUUCACGGUGCGUACAACUUACCGGCCGACGACAUGGGGAACAUCGACUCGAUCAGUGAGGAUAUUGUAGCGAAACUCGAUGUCGGCGAUUUCUUUGGCAAGCGUGGAAAAGAGCGAUUCGACAACUCGGGCUUUACAGGCACCUUGACAUUCAACAACUCUGGCCUUGUCGUUUUGUGCCUCCACUGUGGUCGUAUGUCCAGCAGCCUCAGCAGCGUGUCAAAACAUUGGAAGCUUGUACACAAAGGUUGCGAUAGCAAGCCAAUGAAGCAGUGCUACUCGAAGCGUCUUGCAAUCCGAGUUCCCAAAUCCCAUAUCGAGACAGACAGAAGAUUCCGCUGGGAGGAAAGCGAGUGUCUGAGACGCUACAUUGCUGAAUUGAAGGGCCUUGAGGAUGAGAUGUGAAAGAUGACAGGUCUUCAUGCUCAUGGUGAUAAACUUGCCGGAGAUUCCAUCUGUCGAUGUUAUCGGACCUUGGUGAGAAGUCAACAUUUGGACGCAGUGUGCGCAUCUGCUUGGUGUGAUCGUGCGAGAAUA
Exophiala viscosa is the source of this 1913-nucleotide messenger RNA. RefSeq lists its product as uncharacterized. NCBI's taxonomy places the organism in Eukaryota, Fungi, Ascomycota, Eurotiomycetes, Chaetothyriales, Herpotrichiellaceae. The transcript has 2 exons. The coding region runs from base 90 to 1781 and encodes 563 amino acids. The record is from RefSeq and is a predicted model, not a curated record.